GGACAAAUGCCAGCUAUGGGAGAAAUCCACCCCCCCCCUCCCCCGCAGGAGCAGGGCCCGCAGCUCAGAGGGACAGCACUCACAUUCACACGAGCCCGGUGUGCUAGUACUUCCGCCGCUCCACUUCAUCACUGCAGCGACUCCGUCACGUCGUGUCAGGGCUGGCAGAGGAUAAAGUAUCUCGCAUACAAGAUGUCCAAGCAGCCGUCGUCCAACGUGAAGGCUCUUCAGGCUAAUCUCAACAUCCCCAUGGGAGCACUGCGUCCUGGAGCAGGACACCCAGUCAAGAGGAGAGAGGAGUCUGAAGACCUGGAGGAGCCCCAGGUGACACCUGUGGCCAGUGAGGAGAAGAAGCAUCUUCCUGGAGCUUUCAAGCUGCCUGGACCAGCAGUGAACCUGUCUGAGAUCCAGAAUGUCAAGAGCGAGUUGAGAUGGGUGACUAAGGAGUAGGCGAAGGAAGAGGCCAGUGAACCAGCCACCAAACCCACAGAUUCACCCAGAAGUGUUUGUGCUUGUAGGAAACUCAGCAGCAUCAAUGUCAAACUAGGAAACAUAUAUCUAAAUGAGGGACUGACAGGUCACAGCUUCACCUUCCCCCACAGAGACUGAAAGACAGGCCCAGCCAUAUGCCUUAGGGGUCAGCUGGGACGGUGACCCGAUGUUGGGGCACUUAGAGGUGGCGCCUCCUGGCUCCCUGCACCCCUCUCACCUUGGCGUGCACAGAGCUCUCCCUCGUCAUUGUGUUGUUUCUCUCUGGGGGUGGCAGGGGGGUCGUCCAGUAGGGGGCCAAUUAGGGUCUUCCAGAAGUAUCUGCAAUAGACUGCAAUGUUGACCGCUUUCAACGUGGGAUGCCAGCAAGGAGGGGCCAAUGUGGGCCCCGGCUGCCCCACUUCCUGUUACUAACUCUCCUUUCCACCCCACUUCCUGUCACUAACUCUCCUUUCCACCCCACUUCCUGACACUAACUCUCCUUUCCACCCCACUUCCUGACACUAACUCUCCUUUCCACCCCACUUCCUGUCACUAGCUCUCCUUUCCACCCCACUUCCUGUCACUAACUCUCCUCUCCACCCCACUUCCUGUCAUUAGCUCUCCUCUCCACCCCUCUAUCUGUUACUAGCUCUCCUCUCCGUCCCACUUCCUCUCGCUUGCUCUCCUCAGUAUCUCCUCCUAUUUCUUCUUUUCCUGCCCUGGUGUACCUGGAUCCGCAGGAGUGAGUCUGAUUUGUCAGAAGCACGUGGGACGUUGCACUGCAAUACGGGCCAUAUCCCUGCACAGGAAGUGUAGAGUGAGCAGUGGCUGUGGUGUCAGGCUGAGCCUGUCCUCUCCAGCUGCAUUCGGUCUUCAGAGUCACACCCUCUCUGCUGUUCCUGCUCCGUGCUCCCGUACAGUUGGCUCCUGCUCACCUGCUGCCCCCGAUCUCCCAGCAUCCCCUGCCUCUCAGCUGCUGCCCCGCCCACAUGAUCAGAGGCCUGUAGUUCUAUUUGUUUCUUUUGACUGUAUGAAUAAAGCACAGUGAACCCAU
Brienomyrus brachyistius is the source of this 1525-nucleotide messenger RNA. It is a transcript of the gene smpx, whose product is annotated as small muscle protein X-linked. The coding region runs from base 7 to 450 and encodes 147 amino acids. The transcript has 5 exons. The record is from RefSeq and is a predicted model, not a curated record. Gene Ontology annotation, cellular component: M band; costamere; muscle tendon junction. NCBI's taxonomy places the organism in Eukaryota, Metazoa, Chordata, Actinopteri, Osteoglossiformes, Mormyridae.